This is a messenger RNA of Syngnathoides biaculeatus (alligator pipefish), 8128 nucleotides long. RefSeq names its product telomerase-associated protein 1 (gene tep1). The coding region runs from base 177 to 7883 and encodes 2568 amino acids. Gene Ontology annotation, molecular function: telomerase activity; protein binding; telomerase RNA binding. NCBI's taxonomy places the organism in Eukaryota, Metazoa, Chordata, Actinopteri, Syngnathiformes, Syngnathidae. The record is from RefSeq and is a predicted model, not a curated record. The transcript has 55 exons. Gene Ontology annotation, biological process: telomere maintenance via recombination. Gene Ontology annotation, cellular component: telomerase holoenzyme complex.
AGAAACAGCUGGCCGAUGUCAGCCAAUCGGCGCCCUUAAGAGAAGCAGCUGGGGUGCGUUAGAGCAUUUACAGGAAACGUAGACGAGUUUGUGUCUCGCCUGCUUGAACUAUCUCCGCGAACAAAUGACAGAACCUGACAGUAAACGCUGGCAGCACACGUUAACGUAAAACAGGCAUGAGUGCGCUGGAUUUGCAAACAAACAUGGCCUCCUCCACGAGCGGAUGGAGCUUGUCCUCCAACUACGUCCCGCCCUGCCUGGAGAACAAGCUCCUGGUGCAGACGUCGUCCUCGUUACAGAGCACCUCCCUGCAGCCCUCCAGCCUGACCGCCACCUCCUCCGCCCUCUUGUCCUCAGUCUCUUCAUCGCUCCUCAGCACCAACAACACGCUUCUGAACUCCUCCCAUCUCACCUCUUUGACUCCGUCCACUGUCAACCCUCUCCUCUCCUCCUCUUUAUCAGGCGAUGCUCUCCUCUCUCAUUUGUCCCUCCCAUCUUCUUUCCUUCCACGAGAAGAAGAGCAGAAGAAACAUGAUGAAGUCGGAGAGGAAGUAUCGGAAGCGCAGCUGUGCUCUUUCGAAGAAACAAGCAUGUAUUCAGAUGAGGAUGAUCAAAUGUCAUCCGAGGAGGGUGUGUUUGCUCCCGAACCCAUGGAAGUCUCCGUACCAGAUCAUCGGGAGAAAGAGCAAACAGUGGUCAGGAGGCUGGAGCAAUUUGCAGAGGUGGACCGUAACAAGCAGCAGAUCGAAGAGGAGCUAAAGAAUAAGAAGUAUCUCCUGCUGAAUGCCGUGUGCCUCUCCCUGGUCAACAAGAGCACCGCGCCGGGUCAGAAGGACUGGGAUGCCGAGGACAGUGUGUGGUCCAGAAUCACCAAGCUGGUGCAGGACAUUGCCAUAUCUGACCCCCAAUUUAUUCUCAAGGUGGCGCUGUACACAAGACAAGAAUUGAACAUCCGCAUCACCGCCAACUUCCUGCUGGCUCUGGCCGCCAAUCACCCUGCCACCAAGUCGCACGUGCGCCGCUAUUUCUGCGCCGCUGUCCAGCUGCCGUCCGACUGGCUUGAGGUGGUGCGCAUCUACAGUACAUGCUUCAGCCGCUCGCUGCCCAUGUGCCUGAAAAAGGCCAUGACUGACAAGUUCAAGCAGUUUAGCGAGUAUCAGCUGGCCAAGUACAACACACGGAAACACCGCUGUAAGAGCAACCGCAACAAGUGCAACAAAAAGAAACCAACCAGCGAGGAUAUGGAAAAAUGGGCCAACAUGCUGCGAUCUGACACAUCAAUGCUGCAGAAAUAUCUAGAAGUAAAGCCCAAAAAGACGGUAGACAAAAAGCAAAGCGAAUUCAACAUGAAGAAGAUGAUCAAGAAGCUGCACAUCAAAGAACCAGCCGAGCACGUCAUGGCCAUCCUGGGACGAAAGUAUCCCGCCGACCUGAAAGCGUUCAACCACAGCGGAUUGGAGGGCUCGUGGGAGCGGGAGAGGGCGGGUCAAAGGAUGAAGCUCAAGAACGUAGAAACAUGGGAACGUCUGCUUAGUCUCGAGGGCAACAAGGCCGCCACCUGGGAGAAACUGAUUGACAAUAAUUCUCUGCCCUUUAUGGCUAUGCUGAGGAACCUGAGGAACAUGAUCUACCAGGGUAUUAGUGCAAAGCAUCACCAGAAGAUCAUCAGCAGGCUCACGAAUAAGAAAGCAGUUCUUCAGAGCCGUCAGUUUCCCUUCCGCUUCCUGUCUGCCUACAAAGUUGUCAUGGAGCUUCGCAGUCUUGCAUCACCACAAGAGGCCCCUACCAACCAAGUGAUCCUGAAGAAUAUCCUCAACCAACUCCCAAAGAGCAAGCGCUUCCGUCGCCUGGACUGGGAGUCGGCCAGCAAGAAGCGACUGCGGGUGGCGCUCGGUGUGCCCUUUGUCUACCGUAUAUACCGCACUAAAAAGGACCAACUCUUCAAAGCCAAUCGGAGGGUGUACACCAUCAACUUGCUGGACCGUUACCGGCAAGCCCUGGAAACAGCGGUGCAGAUCUCCUGCCGCUACAAUAUCCCGCCCCUUCCGGGACGCACAGUCAUCUUUAUCAACUACCAAAUGAAUUACACGCGGUCCUGGAACAAAGAACUGGACUUCUGCCUUCCACCCAACACGGAGCUCAGUGAGGAUGAGGAAGAGGAGAUGCAACUAUUUGAUAACAGGAAGAAAAGAAAGAGUGAAGCGGACAAGCUCUCUCCUUCUAUGCUGGAGGUGACUAUUCUGCUCUCACUUAUGAUCGCCAGCAGCUGCGAGGAUGCCCACGUCUGCUUGGUGGACUAUUACCAAUAUGCAGACGCGCAGCUGGAGUCCGACUUGCUUUUGGAAAAUGUGCAGAGCGUGAUGCGGCAAAUCAAGGCGUUGACAAAAGUGACGAGAGACAAACGGGCCGAAUUGAGCUCUUACUGCCACAAGAUCCUCCGGCAAAACAAGGCAGACAACAUCAUCAUGCUGACUGAGAACUGGACAAGCAACGAGGUGGCAUGGGCCAUCAAAAGCUACAGGAAGGAAUGUAGGAACAGAUGCCUUUUUCUUGAAAUCGCCAUGUCGAGCACAGUGUAUGAGUCCAAAACCUGCGACCCGAACCACGUGUUUCUGCGGGGCUUCAGCGAACAAAUGCUGAGAUUUGUGGCUGAGCGAGGCUCGACCAGGCUGCUCAACCACGUGGAGCAUUUGGACAAAGUGUACAACGUCCCAGCGCCAGAAGGAGCCAAAGAUCCCGAGAUGACCAACAGCCUGGCCUCAAUUCCCAUCACCCCAAAGUUAAGGUGGCGUGACGUGCGCGUCUUCAUCUCAUCCACCUUCCGCGACAUGCACGCCGAGCGCGACAUCCUGGUGCGCAGUGUCUUCCCGGAGCUGCGCCGCCGUGCUGCACCGCACCACCUCCACCUGCAGGAGGUGGAGCUGCGCUGGGGCGUGACCGAGGAGGAAUCGGACCGAGCCGCAGCGCUGUGCCUGGCGGAGGUGGGCCGCAGUCAGAUGAUGGUGGUGAUCCUGGGACAGAGGUACGGCCUCGUGCCGGACGCACCCUCUCUACCGGAUCUUCCGCAGUACAAAUGGCUGGCAUCGGGCCCCGAGGGCCUGUCAAUUACAGACAUGGAGAUCCGUCACUUUCAGGCUCUCCACGGUCAUGCGGCAAGGCAGCGGAUGUUGUGCUAUUUCAGGGACCCUGGCGUCAUCAAAACGGUACCUGUGGCUUGGAAGUCCGACUUUGCCCCUGAAUCAAAGGAGGCCGAGUCCAAAAUGGAAAGUCUGAAGCAAUGGAUCCAAGUCCACAAGAUGAAGGUCACCAACAAUUACACGAGCGAGUGGGGCGGUGUCGUGGAGGGCAAACCCUACUUGAAGAACCUGGAGAACUUUGCCAAAGCAGUGCUGGAGGACAUUUGGGAGGCCGUCGUCCAGCAAUUUGUCAACGAGGAUGACGAGGACGAGGCCAGCACAGAAUCUGCAGUGUUGGAGCAAGAAGUUCACCAGGAGUCGCUGCAAAGGCAGUUUCUCAGCCGGGCCAAGCUCCUGUCGGCCGCCGUGGAGAUGGUGGAGCAAACGCAGGCCAAAGGAGGGACUGUGGUGGUGGAGGGACCGCCUGGGCAGGGCAAGACGAUCUUCAUGGCUGCGCUAGCUGAGGCCCUCAGAAGCAGCACCGAGUCCAAGAAAAACCUGGCAUGUGACGUCAUCUCAUACUCGACAGCAGCAAGCCAAUCAUCUUGCUCCGUGGUCAACCUCCUGCACUGUCUCGUCUGCUGUUUGAGGCGGCUGAAAGAGGAGGAAUCGCCUCUUCCCAUCACAUACAAGGAUUUGCUAUCAGAGUUUCACACUACUUUGAAAGAGAUGAAGAGGGACAAGCCUCUUGUGCUGGUGGUGGAUGGGGCCGAUCUUGUGCGUGAUGACUGGGAUCAGCUCAGCUCUGGUUGGAUACCGCAGUAUCUACCCCAGGGUGUUUGUUUGGUGACCAGUGCCACAUCCACCUCAUCGCUGUUGCACGCGCUGUCCAAGAAGAGCUCGACACUGCUCUUCACUCUGCCGCUGCUCACAGUGACCGAGCGAAAGGAAAUCAUUCGGAAGGAAUUGGAUGCCUUAGGGAAGAAACUUAGUGACUCCACCUUCAAUAACCAGCUGCAGAUGCUGAUCAUGAAGAAAGGGGCAGAGUGUCCUCUCUACCUCCACAUGGCAUGUGAAGAGCUGAGGAACUUUGCUACUUUUGACAAGCUGAAUGAGAACCUCCAAGCUUUGCCGCAGUCCCUCAAUAUGCUGGUCCAGUACUGCCUGAAGAGACUUUGUUCAGACCACAGAAGUAUGCUGGGACUCCAGUUGGCUCUGACAGCACUCACAAUCAGCACCUCCGGCCUUAGAGAACGAGACUUGUACUCAUUACUGAACGUGUGCAACGACCUAUGCUCGGUCAAAGGACAGGUCACAUGGCAGGAACUGCUGCCACUGUGCAGGACCCCCAGAGGACGUGUUCCCAUGGCGGCAUUUACCCAGGUUGUGCAAAGCUUACGAAGUAUGAUGAUUCCGUCUCAGUGCCACAACACAGACUACGUGCUGGCUCUGUCUAACCCCGACGUGAGGCGAGCCUUUGAAGAUGUCCUCCUCACCUCAAAAGACCACAGAAGAAGAGCUCACCUUGUGUUGGCGGGUCACCUGUGGCUGAGGGCUGACGCUCAGGGUGCUGAUACUUUUCUACACGGAGAGGUGGAUGCUCUCCAGCAUCUUCCUGCGAGUUUGAUACAAAGUGAUGAGCUGGAGGUGCUACGUACCCUGUUGUCCAACUAUUACUUCCUGUACGCCAAUGUGCGUCACAACUUGCUGCGCCACCUACUGGACACUUACAAUGAGUAUGAUAAAAAGUCAUCCACAUUAACCGCCGACCAGCGGGCCAGCAUCAACGACUGCCGAGCUUUUCUGCAGCGCCAUGCGGCAGUGCUGUCCCAAUGGCCGGCGCUCUUCGUCCAACAGGCCCUCAACGAACCUCCCGAGAGCCCCGCUAGCACCUGGGCCCGUGGCCUGCUGGCGAGCGGAUGCGUGCGGGCGGUGGAAUGGCUCAACAACGAUAAUCAAACAGUUAUGGAGAGCAGCCAGCUGGUAUCCACCUUCACAUUCGAGCCCACUUGCAUAGCGGUGGGCAAUGAAAGACAGAUGAUUGUUGGGACUGGACAAGGAACUUUGCACUUCGUCAACGCAAACACCGGACAGGAAAUGAAGUCUUUGGUGAGCAGCUGCGACGGCAUCUCCAGCUGUGUCGUCCUGAAGGAUGGACACCUCGCCACGACCUCUUUCGAUGGCCGAAUCGAGAUCUGGGACGCCGUCAACGGAUGUCGGACGUCUCUCGUUAAGGGCCACGCUAACGUGAUAACAGCCAGCGACAUCACCGCUGACAAGAAGCACAUGGCCACGGCCUCACUGGACUUCACGCUGAAAGUGUGGUCUUCAGUCAAAGGUCAAGAGGUAGCCCAUCUGGACAGCGACAGCCCUCUGAACUGCGUUACCUUCGACUCCGAGGAUCGCCUGGUGGCUGCCGGCUGCUGGGAUGGGAAGGUCAUCGUGUGGAAGUGGCUUCAGGAUAACGCCCAAGUGCGGCUGUGCGGUCACAGCCGCUCAGUGCGCAGCAUCUCUUUCUCGCCGUCGUCGUCGUCCACGUUGUGCUCGGGGUCGGUGUCCGGGGAGGUACGCGUGUGGUCUGUGGACGCCUCCACCUGCGUGGGAUGCUUCCAGGCGCACACUGGGGCCACCGACGCCCUCUCCUUCCUCGACCGGGGCCGUUUGCUGUUGACCGCUGGCUCCGAUCAGAUGCUUCAGCUGUGGUCAGGUGGAGUUGGACGCUCAAUAGCUACAUUAAAGAAACACUGGGAUGUGCAGGAGCCUCCUCACAAGAAGAGCAAGCGUGGCAUGUCCACUGAGGCCGGCGGCCUCUGUGCGGCCGUCAGUGGGGACUACGUCGCCGUGGGUUACCAUGGUGAUGGAUUUAAACUCUUCCGCUUCAGCUCGGGUGAGAUGAUUUGGGAGUCAGGCCUUUUCCGCUUCUCUGUGCCGUCCCUGCUGUGGAUUUGUGCGGACUCCUUGUCGGGCAACCCAUCACCGCUGCUGUUGUCCACGGGCCACGACAAGCUUGUGCGGCUGUGGCAGGGAACUCUCGGGGACAACGGAGAGCUGACGGGACUGGAGAUGAAGGAAAUGUUCGGCAGCCAGUUUGGCGUCAUCCUCGCCGUGGCGCACAAUGCCACUUACCUGGCCACUGCUUCGGAUGACUCCACCAUAUUGCUGUGGCUGCUCAGCGAGCUGAGUGACAAGUGCCAUUCGGAGCCACCUGCUGGCCUGCUCAAAGGUCACAGUGGGGCAGUCACCUGCCUGGCCUUCAGCCCCGACGGUGCAAAGCUGCUUUCUGGUGGAAAAGACAAAACUCUGGUGGUGUGGGACAUGACCUCAACGUCUCCUGGUCUUUCCAAAGUCCUCCCAGCCUUCCACAGAGAUUGGAUCACCGGUUGUGUUUGGACUUCCGACUGUGUGAUAAGCUCAUCCAGUGAUGGCAGACUUUCCUUAUGGGACAUCGAGGCCGCUCAGAGCCUGCGUGAGAUCACAUGGACGAGUCCUCUCACAGCCGUCUGCAGCCUGGGGCCUUACGUGGCGGCCGGUUGCGCUGACGGCAACCUGCACGUGUGGAAAUGGGAGACCGGCGUGGAAAUCUGCCACAUUCCCGGCCACGAGGGAUGGAUCCACGCCUGCUCCAUUGUCCCUGAAGCGGAAAAAGAAAAGAACCCAGAGAAUCUCACGGUUUUGACUGCUGCCCAAGAUGGAACUGUGAAAUUCUGGAAGCCCUUCCAGGUGGAGCACUUCAGUACCCUCCUUGGUCACAGCGGUGGCAUUCGCAGCAUCGCUCGCGAGGGAAACAUCCCAGAGUUUCUCACCGUGUCAGAAGAUCGCUCCUUGCGAAGUUGGACUUGGCAAACCGAACGCCCCCCGAGCCUGCGGGGCGCCGUCACCGCGCUCUGCUUCUCCGAUGGGGACGACCGUGUGCUUCUUGCCGGCUACGAGUCGGGCCUGCUGGAGGUGUGGCUGAGCAGCCAAGCGGUCGGAUGCAUACAGGCUUCAAACAACGCUGUCAUAGCCAUCUGUUCCAUGCCUCACGGCUGCUUUGCUGUCAGCUAUGUGGGCUGUUACGUAGAUGUUUGGAAAGUUACGUGGAAUCAGGAGCACAGCAAUGCCAGUUUAGUCAAGGUGAGGUCGCACGAGGUGAAGGAGCAAAUGGCACACCUGGCGUACUGCUCCGUUCUCAUCGGCGUGUCCAGGAGCAGUUUGAUUUUCGACGUGACCUGCAUCGACGAACGCAAGCAGUGGUCAAUGAUGGUCAACAGUUGGAACUUUCAAGUCGGCAUUCUGGGACUCAUCCGAAAUGACGAGAAAAGCAUCUGGUUGGUGGGAGAGUCGGAAACAAAGGUCCACGUCGGCUUUAUCUUCGCCAUGGGCCCAGAGAAUACUAUUAAUUCAUCUUUCAGCUCCAUGACUCUGGAGACCUCGGAUGAGGAGAAAGGCGACUUGAUGACAGCCGUGACGAUGGACCAAGAAUUUGUGGUGUGUGGAGACGUGACAGGGAAAAUGUGGUUCAACCAACCUUCAGAAAAAUUCUCAUGGACCAGCAGGAAGCCAGCCCACCAUGACAAGAUCAGUGUGCUGAGGCUCACCCGCAGCCUCAUCAUCUCAGCCUCCUUCGACCGUACAGUGAAACUGUGGGACAGAAGCACCAAGAAACAAGUGGGAAUGUUUGUGUGCGGCGGUCCCGUGGUCUUGCUGGAGGUGAACCCGGAAAAGCCCUCAGAGAUGGUGUGCGGCGAUGCGCUGGGAAAGGUUUACUUCCUAUCCUGGAGGGAAUAGGAACACGCAUGGCACUAAUUAACCAAAGCUUCUGUAUAUUGUGCAAUAGCAAUAAGACACUUAUGUGUAAUAUUAGUUUUGAAGAGAGCUUUAUGUUGGCAUGCUCACAUGUGCCUUUGGUUUACACAGCAGACUUAUACCGUAUGUUAUCCAUGAUCUUCUCAUGUGUGGGCGAAAUUUGUUUGAAAGUCAUUAAAGAUGGCAUAUAUGAAAAGUCUCUCAUCUUUUUACAGCUGGGAAAAAUA